This is a messenger RNA of Diuraphis noxia (Russian wheat aphid), 1177 nucleotides long. RefSeq names its product RAS oncogene family member Rab39 (gene Rab39). Gene Ontology annotation, molecular function: GTPase activity; GTP binding. The record is from RefSeq and is a predicted model, not a curated record. Lineage: Eukaryota; Metazoa; Arthropoda; Insecta; Hemiptera; Aphididae.
CACGACUGUUCACAGGUUUUGCGAUUAUGUGGAGGUGUGAGGGGAAAGAAAUGAUAAAAUAAAUAAUAUCAAUAGAAAGAACAACAGCUACUAGUUACUACAAACAGUCUAUCUCUAUAAGCAGUAUAAGCCCACAAGGACAAACUAAAGUACUAAACACUAAACAGUAUUAUCUCUUGUGAUAUUUGCAUAAUUCAUAAUAACUUCGCUAGAUAAAGGGAAAAAAUCAUUGACUGCUUUUCUUACCUACCUACGUCGCAGUUAUUAGUUUAUUUUUAAUACAUGUGUACGUACGAAGAAACAUUCGACCGUCGACAAUAUAAUAAUUUGUAUACACCAGCGAGUUUAGUAAUGGUUACGUAAGUUGUCGUGUUUUUUUGUCGAGAAUUUUGUAUUUCAAUCGACUCAUAAUUUUCAUUAUUAGUCUUUUGAUUGGAUUGAAUUAGAACCAUUGUGUUUUCCGAACUAACUACGACGAACGCACAUUCUUAGUUUCGUCCACAUUCGACACAAUGGCUGACCUGAUGUUUGAUUAUCAAUUCCGUUUGAUACUAAUCGGCGACAGUACGGUGGGCAAGAGUUCACUGUUAAAAUUUUUCAAUGAUGGUAAAUUCGUCGAGGUAUCUGAUCCAACGGUUGGCGUUGAUUUCUUUGCUAGAACAAUACAAAUACCUAGCGGUCCACGAAUAAAAUUACAGUUAUGGGACACAGCUGGUCAAGAGCGAUUUAGAUCAAUUACAAAAUCCUACUAUCGAAAUUCAGUAGGUGCUCUAUUAAUUUAUGACAUAACAAAACGAGCCAGUUUUGAUCAUAUACCUAUUUGGAUGAAUGAUGCCAAACGACACAUUGAACCUCAUCGGCCCGUAUUUGUCUUAGUUGGGUGCAAAUUAGAUUUGGUAAAUAAUGGUGCUGGUAAGAGGGAAGUGACUGAAGAAGAGGCCAAACAAUUUGGUGCAGAACAUAAUAUAUUCACUGUUGAAACAUCUGCAAAAACUGGUUCUAAUGUUGAAUUGGCAUUUUCUKCUAUUACCCAAGAAAUUUAUCAGAGGAUAAAGAGUGGUGAAUACCAAAUGGAAGAAGGUUGGGAUGGCAUUAAAAGUGGCUAUUCACAUCAUUCAGCUAACAUUGAUUUCAACAACUAUAUUGAAGCUGAACCAGCUAAGUCAUGCUGUUAAAA